Messenger RNA from Castor canadensis (American beaver), 810 nucleotides. The record is from RefSeq and is a predicted model, not a curated record. NCBI's taxonomy places the organism in Eukaryota, Metazoa, Chordata, Mammalia, Rodentia, Castoridae.
AUGCCCACAGCAGCAAGUGAUGUGAAGGACCAGAGCCCCAGUGUGACCUCUGACAACCUUCAGGGACAUCUGAAGAAUAGCCAGUGCCUAUUGUGGCUGUCAAUGUCCAUGCUGAACACAACCUGGCUUGGGCAGCCAGGGCCCUGGAAUGGGGGGCAGUGUCCACCUGCAGGCACUGAUGUGAACUGGGCCUUGGAAAAUUGUCACUUGCAGCAUGGGGCAGCAGCUUGGGCACUGUACUUUCUGGUAGCCCCACGGUUUUCAGGGUUCUGGUACAUUGUUGCCAUUGCCACAGAUGCCCAGGGCUUCCUGCUGGUCAAAGACAAGAGGAAGCUGGGGGCGUCCGUGGUGAAGCUGCCCAAGAUGGGCCAGGUGAAGGUGGUCAUCGCCUUUAGCAGGUCUCAGGGCUGCCAGUCCCAGGAGAUGACCCUGAAGAAAGACAGGAAAAAGGCUGUGUUCAGGAACACCUUGAAGGGGGUGAAGGGCUUCCAUGUGCUGUCCACUGACUACAGCUAUGGCCUGGUUUAUCUCCGCCUGGGGCGUACGGACCACAGCUAUAAGAAGCCUGCUGCUCUUGGACAGACAGAAUUCUCCAGCUUCCUGAGUCUCAGAGAAUUCCUGGACACCUGCUACACUUUGCAGCUCACCAAGGAGGCCACCAUUCUCCGAAAGACGCGUCUGGAGGAGCACACGUGGAACCAGGGAGAGGUCCUGAAAGCAGAUGGUGCAGCAGUGGCGCCCACAGCAGCCCACCCUCCACCAUUGUCUUCCUCCCCUGCAGCUUCCUGUGCACACACCAUCCUGCCAUGA